Messenger RNA from Oryctolagus cuniculus (rabbit), 1373 nucleotides. NCBI's taxonomy places the organism in Eukaryota, Metazoa, Chordata, Mammalia, Lagomorpha, Leporidae. The record is from RefSeq and is a predicted model, not a curated record.
CUGGCCCCCAACCUGGAUGGAGUGAAAGAUGCGGCCUGAUGACAUUAACCCAAGGACUGGGCUGGUGGUGGCCCUGGUCAGUGUCUUCCUGGUCUUUGGUUUCAUGUUCACCGUCUCUGGGAUGAAGGGGGAGACGCUGGGGAACAUCCCCCUCCUGGCCAUCGGGCCGGCCAUCUGCCUACCAGGCAUCGCAGCCAUUGCCCUGGCCAGGAAAACCGAGGGGUGCACCAAGUGGCCCGAGAACGAGCUGCUGUGGGUGCGCAAACUGCCCUGCUUCCGGAAGCCGAAGGACAAGGAGGUGGUGGAACUGCUGAGGACCCCUUCAGACCUGGAGUCGGGCAAGGGGAGCUCUGAUGAGCUGGCCAAGAAGGGGGGCCUCCGGGGGAAAACGCUCCCCCAGGGGCAGAGCGAGGUGCCCAUGGCCAGCUCCAUCACCACCCCUACACCCACAGAGGAGGGAGAAUGUCAGAGCCUGGUCCAGAGUGGGCAUCGGGAGGAAACAUCCAGAUACCUGGAUGGCUACUGUCCCUCAGGCAGUUCCCUCGCCUACAGUGCCUUGGACGUCAAGGGCUCAGCCUGGGACAGAUCCGACUGCCCUGAGCUGGAGGACAGCAUCUUCUUUGUGCCCCAGGACAGUAUCAUCGUUUGCUCCUACAAGCAGAACAGCCCCUAUGACAGGUACUGUUGUUACAUCAAUCAGAGCCAAGGCAGGUGGGACCAUGAGACCAUAGUCUAAGCUUUGCAUACCAGGGCUGCCAUGCUGAUGAACAUGACAGCCAGCUGCCAACGGAAGGCGACUGCUCUGCUCCAACAGCCUUCAGGCUGUUAGAAAUGGACCUGGUAUGUGAUGGGUGUGCAGACCUCUGGUGCCUGAGAGGCAUGUGUGGAUAUAGGCAUUUUGGAGAAGGCUGGUGAGGGGAAGGAUGCUGGGGAGGGCAGGAAGCACUUGGAUUGCUUCUUCACAGACUGAAACAAUGUUGACUGUUUUGUAAAAUAACGGAAAGAGUGCCUAACUCUGGAGUGGGCUGCAGAUGCAGGCAUCAGAGGAACCCAGGGACACUGAGCUGCUUUGUCUGAAGAAACCAAAAGAAAAAAGUCAGUGCUCCAUUAUAUGAAAUCAGUUCUAUCUGGCGAAAAGCUUUUCACACCUUAUGUUGACUGAUUUAAAAAAAAAAAUCAAAACAGAAUAGUCAAAUCCCCCUUAGAAGGGAUUGCUUUUGAGAAAGGGGAAUUAAAGACAGUUGAAUUAUGUAAUUGAGUUUUAUGGCAUUAUCCUUUGACCAGAUCAUGAUUUCAAGUAAAGUAAGUAAGUGUGACCAGCUAGGUGAAAAGUAAUAUUUUUGGAUGAAGAGGUUACUUCUUAAAGUUUUGUC